Molecule: messenger RNA, 926 nt
Organism: Coffea eugenioides
Lineage: Eukaryota; Viridiplantae; Streptophyta; Magnoliopsida; Gentianales; Rubiaceae
Product: probable aquaporin NIP5-1
Exons: 4
Coding region: 1-900 (299 amino acids)
Biological process (GO): transmembrane transport
Cellular component (GO): membrane
Molecular function (GO): channel activity
Source: RefSeq, a predicted model, not a curated record
AUGGCACAAUCAGCGCCCGGAAGUCCGCGAGGGACGGCGUCUACAACGCCAGGGAGUACUCCAACACCGCUGUUUACCGCAGUGCGAAUUGAUUCAAUGGCUGAUGAUCGGAAGCCAAUGCCUGCGUGCAAGUGCUUCCCAGUAUUGGCUGGACCUCAAUCGUGUAUCACCAACUUCCCCGCGCCAGAUAUCUCGCUCCCCCGCAAGGUGGGAGCAGAAUUCUUGGGGACUUUCAUCCUUAUAUUUGGAGCCACAGCUGGACCCAUUGUAAACCAAAAGUACGACGGAGCAGAAACGCUAAUAGGGAACGCAGCUUGUGCGGGGCUAGCAGUUUUGAUAGUGAUCUUGGCAACUGGGCAUAUCUCGGGAGCUCAUCUGAAUCCCUCCGUAACUAUUGCAUUCGCGGCACUUCGCCACUUCCCAUGGGCUCAGGUGCCUGCCUACAUAGCAGCUCAGGUUUCAGGAUCGAUAUGUGCUUCUUUUGCUCUCAAAGCUGUUUUUAACCCCUUUAUGUCAGGUGGUGUCACGGUUCCGUCCGUAGGCAACGCCCAAGCCUUCGCCCUUGAGUUUAUUGUAACCUUCAUUCUCCUAUUUGUUGUUACAGCGGUCGCCACAGACACUCGCGCAGUUGGAGAACUGGCAGGAAUAGCAGUCGGAGCUACAGUCAUGCUCAACAUUCUUGUUGCCGGGCCAGCCAGCGGCGGUUCAAUGAAUCCUGUCCGAACUCUGGGGCCAGCCGUCGCUGCUGGAAACUACACGUCAGUUUGGGUGUACUUGGUGGCUCCUACACUCGGGGCCCUGGCGGGAGCAGGGGCAUAUACCAUGGUCAAGCUUCAAGGAGAAGGGCGUAAUGCGGCUGAAGCUCGACAGCAGUCCCGGAAUUUCCGUCGGCCAAGCUAGGCCUACUAAAGUUCAAAUCUACCUAU